AUGGAUUCGGAUUCAGAGUCGAAGCUCUUGUCACUCAUUUCUCAACUCAUACAUGUCUACAACAACAUUGACGAUAUGGAUUGGGAUUGGGACUCGAAGGUCGAAUCACUCAUUAUUCAAAUAAUCUCUUUCAUCAGCUCUAUGGAUUUGGAUUCGCAGCUGAAGCCAGAAUCAAAGCUCAUGUCACUCACUACUCAAGUAAUCUCUGUCUUGACCUCUAUGGAUUUGGAUUCCCAGCCAAAGCCGCUGUCUGAGCUCAUCUCGCUAAUUUCUCAAAAUAUCUCUAUAAACUUGGAGUCAGAGCCGAAGUCGGAUUGGGACUUCAUGGCACUCCUUGAAGAAACAAUGAUGCUCACGCCACGGCCAAAGCUCUCAUCACUCAUCCUUCAAAUAUUGUCCCUCGUUAUCUCUAUGGAUUCAAAGUGGAAGAAUCUUAUUUCAUUGUCCCCUCAAGUACAAGUAAGAUUGGAAGGAGGAAGCUUUCAUGUUCUUGAUGAAGUCGUGUUCAGGAGCAAUAACAUAUGGGAGUGUCUCCCUAAAUAUUGGGAAGAAUUUAGGUCAAAAGAAAAAAUCACUACCCACUUUUUCUGCAAAGGUUGCAAGGGUGAAGACCAUCAAGAAUAUGAAAAGGCUCCACUCGAGAUCAAACACCCUCUUCAUCCAAAACAUUCUCUUCAGCUUGUGAAGUCGGAAUGGUGUGGAACCAAGAAAUGUUAUUGUUGUGAUGAAUUUCUCACAAAGAUAUUUUACUAUUGCUCGGCGUGUGAUUAUGCUAUGAAUAUAACUUGUGUGGAGAAACCACUAGUUUUAUCUAUAGACCAUCAGAAGUGGCAUGAGCAUGAUCUUGCUCUUUUCCCAAGAAAGGCGUCCUUAACAUGCGACCUAUGUGCCUUGGCCGAUUCAAGCUGUCCUUUCUAUAUAUGUCCCCCUUGUGACUUUGUGGCCCAUCAGAGCUGUCUCAGCUUACCACGAGUCAUAAGGAUAUCUCGCCAUCACCAUCGUAUCUCUUUUACCUCUUCUUUUGACCAAGAAGAUCGGUCUUGUGGUGUUUGUCGCAAAGAGAUCAACAAUGAGUAUGGGAGUUAUUAUUGCACUGAAAAAGGUUGUUCGUAUGCGGCUCAUUCAAGAUGUGCCACACAAAGCAAUGUGUGGGAUGGUAAAGAUCUCGAGAAUGUGCCAGAAGAAGUUGAAGAAGAACUUGAGCCGUUUGUGAGGAUAAGCAGUGGAAUCAUACAACAUUUCAGCCAUCAACAUCAUCAUAUGAGACUUGAUGAGGACACAAACAGAGAGUACGACGACGAAAAACAGUGUCAAGCAUGCAUCACGCCAAUCUAUUUCGGUAACUUCUACUCAUGUAUGCAAUGUGAUUUCAUUCUCCACGAAGACUGUGCAAACCUUUCUCGCAAGAUACAUCACCCGAUACAUCCACAUCUGGUCACUCUAGUGGGAGGAUAUGAGGGUGUUAUGGAAUAUCUUGUAGAUAGAUGUUCAGCUUGUUCCUCGUGGUGUAAAACUGGUUUCUAUUAUGAGUGCGGUACAAAAGAAUGUGAUUUUCUGCUACAUGUGCAGUGCGCCACAACUUCUGAGCCAUUAGUCCAUGGAAGUCAUAUCCAUCCUUUAUUCCUAACAUCCAAACCAGAAGAGCAAAGACCAUGUUCUGUUUGCGAAGACUCAACUUGGUGA
Messenger RNA from Microthlaspi erraticum, 1683 nucleotides. NCBI's taxonomy places the organism in Eukaryota, Viridiplantae, Streptophyta, Magnoliopsida, Brassicales, Brassicaceae. The record is from the annotation of a GenBank genome assembly.